AUGAUCACUCUGUCAGACUUCUACCAUGUAAUGACCGCCGUCGUCCCCCUCUACGUCGCCAUGAUCUUAGCUUACGGCUCCGUCAAGUGGUGGAAGAUCUUCACUCCCGAUCAAUGCUCCGGCAUCAACCGUUUUGUUGCCCUGUUCGCCGUUCCCCUCCUCUCCUUCCACUUCAUCUCCACCAACAACCCUUACAAAAUGAACCUCCGCUUCAUCGCCGCCGACACCCUCCAGAAACUGGUGGUUCUUGCCGCCCUCGCCGUCUGGAGCAACGUCAGCAAAAGGGGUUGCUUAGAAUGGUCGAUUACACUCUUCUCUCUAUCGACUUUACCUAAUACACUCGUUAUGGGGAUUCCUUUGCUUAAAGGAAUGUAUGGUGGUGAAUCUGGUAGCUUAAUGGUUCAAAUCGUUGUUCUUCAAUGUAUAAUCUGGUAUACUUUGAUGUUGUUUUUGUUCGAGUUUCGUGGUGCAAGAUUGUUGAUUUCAGAACAGUUUCCGGGAACUGCUGGUGCCAUUGCUUCAAUUCAUGUCGAUUCUGAUAUCAUGUCAUUAGAUGGACGACAGGUUCUUGAGACUGAAGCUGAGAUUAAAGAAGAUGGAAAGCUUCAUGUUACAGUUAGGAAAUCAAAUGCUUCAAGAUCCGAUGUGUUUUCGAGAAGGUCGCAGGGUUUUUCCUCUACGACCCCUCGUCCAUCGAAUCUGACGAAUGCAGAGAUUUAUUCUCUGCAAUCGUCACGAAACCCGACCCCAAGAGGGUCGAGUUUCAACCAUACUGAUUUUUAUUCAAUGGCGGCCGCCGGCGGUGGUGGUGGUGCGAGGAAUUCGAACUUUGGAGCUAAUGAUGUUUAUGGUUUGUCUGUGUCCAGAGGGCCCACUCCCAGACCUUCCAAUUAUGAAGAGGAAGGCAGUGGGAGCGUUCCCAAUAAGUCUCGUUUUCAUCAUGGAGUGCCGGGUAGUAACUACCCGGCACCCAAUCCGGGGAUGUUUUCCCCUUCGACGGGGAAACCGACUGUUCCAUUGACUAAAAAGGUCAAUGGACAGAAGACAGAUGAAGGUUCGAAUGAUCUUCACAUGUUUGUUUGGAGCUCGAGUGCUUCUCCAGUUUCAGACGUAUUCGCUGCACGCGAAUACGGAGCACUCGAUCAUCCAACUACAAAAGAUGUAAAAACGCCGAUAUCACCUCUAAAAGGAAACGGAGAAGAAUACUUGGAGAGAGCAGAAUUUUCUUUUGGAAAUAACAAUAUAAAUAUCGAAGGCGGAAAGGGGAAAGGUGUUGGUGGCACUGCAAUGCCACCGACCAGUGUAAUGACGAGACUUAUACUGAUAAUGGUGUGGCGGAAGUUGAUCCGAAACCCGAAUACGUAUUCGAGUUUAAUCGGGCUCAUUUGGUCUUUAGUGUGUUUUAGGUGGAAUGUUGAAAUGCCAGCAAUCAUAGCAAAGUCGAUAUCAAUACUGUCUGAUGCAGGCCUUGGCAUGGCUAUGUUCAGUCUUGGUUUAUUUAUGGCAUUGCAACCAAAGAUAAUCGCAUGUGGAAAUUCCGUAGCAACUUUUGCAAUGGCCGUGAGAUUCCUUACAGGACCGGCUGUCAUGGCAGCUGCUUCCAUCGCCGUCGGACUUCGCGGCGUUCUCUUACGUAUUGCCAUCGUCCAGGCUGCUUUACCACAGGGUAUUGUCCCCUUUGUCUUUGCGAAGGAGUACAAUGUCCACCCUGAUAUCCUUAGCACUGGUGUAAUAUUUGGAAUGCUGAUAGCGUUACCCAUAACGCUUGUCUACUAUAUUUUGCUUGGACUAGAGAAAUAGCUAAGCUACUCAAGGAUGACGUCAUCAUAAUGGUUAACAAUAUGUCAAGAAACUCAUGCUCAAAAGUAAUUGUUUAUGUAGCUUUUAAGGUUUUUAGUUGGUAGAAAUAGAAAAAAAAAACGUGGUGUUAAUUGGGUUUGUUCCACAUUGUUUAGUCGAGUCGAUGUUAUACAAAAACACGAUAAACUCGUCUCGUUUAAUGUAGUUUGUGUAUUUGUUGCAUUAUGUUAUAAUUCAAAUUGUUGCAAAAUGUAUAGCUGAUGGCAUCUCUAACCUUACAC
Messenger RNA from Lactuca saligna, 2081 nucleotides. The record is from the annotation of a GenBank genome assembly. NCBI's taxonomy places the organism in Eukaryota, Viridiplantae, Streptophyta, Magnoliopsida, Asterales, Asteraceae.